UCAGAGCUCCUUUGAGACUGCAAAGACUGUUUAAAGAAGGAAGACGGCAUGAGAUUGGAUUCAGUGCAGUAAAGUAGGUUAGUUUGAGGACAAAACAAAAAGUCAUUAUUUAGACCUUCUUGUGUUACCAUGAUGAGAACUUACCAUUGCUUCUGGCUGCUGUUUUGGGCUAGUCAGCCCCACCAAAGCUUGUUAACUCCGUUAUCCAAAAGGACUAGUGGCUUUCCAGAAAAGGAAAAGGUUUUGGUAUUGUCUGGAAACAGCAGGCAAGACCUCCAUCGUUCCAAAAGGAGCUGGAUGUGGAAUCAGUUCUUUUUAUUGGAGGAAUACACAGGAACGGACUACCAAUACGUUGGCAAGCUGCAUUCAGACCAGGAUAAAGGAGAUGGAUCACUUAAAUACAUCCUUUCUGGAGAUGGAGCAGGAGACCUCUUCAUUAUCAACGAAAACACUGGUGACAUCCAGGCUACAAAGAGACUAGACAGGGAAGAAAAGCCUGUAUACAUACUCCGUGCCCAGGCUGUAAACAGAAGGACUGGAAGACCAGUGGAACCAGAAUCUGAGUUCAUCAUUAAGAUCCAUGAUAUCAAUGACAAUGAGCCAAUGUUUACAAAGGACGUUUACAAUGCCAGCAUUCCUGAAAUGUCAGAUGUUGGUACCUUUGUUGUGCAGGUCACUGCCACUGAUGCUGAUGAUCCUACAUAUGGGAACAGUGCUAAAGUUGUCUACAGCAUUCUCCAGGGACAACCAUAUUUCUCUGUCGAAUCUGAGACAGGCAUUAUUAAAACUGCUUUGCUAAACAUGGACCGUGAAAAUAGAGAGCAAUACCAAGUGGUCAUCCAGGCUAAAGACAUGGGAGGCCAGAUGGGCGGAUUAUCGGGAACCACCACCGUGAACAUCACAUUGACUGAUGUAAACGACAAUCCACCUCGCUUCCCUCAGAGCACAUAUCAAUUCAGAGUUCCCGAGUCUAUGCCACUAGAUUCACCAGUUGGCAGGAUAAAAGCCAAUGAUGCUGACGUGGAUGAAAAUGCAGAGAUUGAAUACAGCAUCACUGAGGGGGACGGAUAUGACAUGUUUGGAAUUACCACAGACAAGGACACACAGGAAGGAAUUAUAACUGUGAAAAAGGCAUUGGAUUUUGAAAAUAAAAACUUGUAUAUUCUCAAAGUGGAAGCUGCCAAUACUCACGUGGACCCUCGAUUCCUGUACUUGGGACCAUUCAAGGACUCAGCUACAGUCAGAAUUCAGGUGGAGGAUGUAGAUGAACCCCCUGUGUUCAGCAGACCAGCAUACAUAAUGGAAGUGAAAGAAGACAUUCCAAUAAACAGUGUAAUAGGAACAGUAACUGCUCAGGAUCCAGAUGCUGGCAGGAACCCUGUGAAGUACUCUGUAGAUCGUCACACUGAUAUGGACAGAGUAUUCAACAUCAAUUCAGGAAAUGGUUCGAUAUUCACUUCAAAACCUCUUGACCGGGAAACACUGCUGUGGCACAACAUUACAGUAAUAGCAGCAGAGAUCAACAACCCAAAACAAAGCAGCCGUGUUCCAGUGUUCAUUAAGGUUUUGGAUGUAAAUGACAACGCUCCAGAGUUUGCCAUGUUUUAUGAAACCUUCGUCUGUGAAAAUGCAAAAGCAGAACAGCUGAUACAAACAUUAAGUGCUGUUGAUAAAGAUGACUCUUACAAUGGACAUCAGUUUUCAUUCUCCUUAGCUCCUGAGGCAGCCAGCAGCUCAAACUUCACACUGCAGGACAACAGAGAUAACACAGCAGGGAUUUUCACCCGAAAAACCAGAUAUAACCGGCAUGAAACAAGUACCUACUUCUUGCCAGUGGUAAUAUCAGACAAUGAUUACCCUAUCCAGAGCAGCACUGAAACAGUGACUAUUCGAGUAUGUGCUUGUGACCAUCGAGGCAAGAUGCUGUCCUGCAAUGCAGAAGCCUUGAUUCAUCCUACUGGUCUUAGCACUGGGGCUCUUAUUGCCAUUCUUCUCUGUAUCAUUAUAUUACUUGUUACAGUGGUGCUGUUUGCAGCACUGAGACGGCAGCGGAAAAAAGAGCCUUUGAUUAUUUCCAAAGAAGACAUCAGAGACAACAUUGUCAGUUAUAAUGAUGAAGGUGGUGGAGAGGAAGACACCCAGGCAUUUGAUAUUGGUACGCUGAGAAAUCCUGAAGCUAUAGAUGAUAAUAAAUUGCGCAGAGACAUUGUGCCUGAAACACUUUUUAUACCACGGCGGACUGCAACAGCGCGGGAUAACACGGAUGUCAGAGAUUUCAUUAACCAAAGGUUAAAGGAAAAUGAUACAGAUCCAACAGCCCCCCCAUAUGACUCGUUAGCAACCUACGCAUAUGAAGGUAAUGGUUCUGUGGCCGAGUCCCUCAGCUCCUUGGAGUCAGUGACUACAGAUGGAGAUCAGGACUAUGAUUACCUCAGUGACUGGGGACCUCGGUUUAAAAAGCUGGCAGAUAUGUAUGGCUCAAUGGACAGUGACAAAGACUCCUAAUAUGUUGCCUUUUUUUUUUUCUUUUUGUUUCCUGUCCUCAUUUUCAGAAACAGCGUUGGGAUAUGUGAAGUGGCUAUUUCUUUCUAUUUCUCCACAGCUGUGUGAAAAGGGUUCUCUAUUCUACUCGUUUGAAUUGUCUAAUGACAGAAGUCUGUGUGGGUUAGCCAUCAGAAAACUUUUUCUAGUAUCAUUUUAUGAGCUUCCAAGAGGCAAAAUCCUUAUUUUUUAGUGCAUCCAGUUUACCAGGCUAGUCUUACAGGCACAGCAGUAGUGGAGGGGAAAGAAAGGAUCAGAUAAGGGGCAAUAUUUUUACUUGUUCUGCUUAUAUUGUAAAUUGGAGUAUAUUACUGUUUAAGCUCACUUGCUUUUUUUACUUGUAUUCAGACUAUUCAGCUCAGACAAUUGCUCUGUCGAUUGUGUAUUGCACAUCCCAAUGUAAUGAGGUACCCUAGUUUACCCUAUGUAUUAUAGUUAAAAGUAGUGGUGAUGGAAUGAAGGUUUAUUAUACAAGUAGAGUAAGCUGAGAAAAAAAACAUCAAACAUGCAUUUUACUCAUGGAGAUGGUAGAAAGGCUUAAUGGUCAUUUAAACCUAAGUGUUUCUCUAGAACUUGCCAUGCCCCCAAUGCACUGAAUCAUACUGACACACACAUAUAUAUAUUUCAUUGACUUCUCUGUAUAUAUUCUUCUGACCUAGCAUUGCUGGAGAGAUGUGUGUGUGUGCACGCGUGUGUGGUCAGUUGCCCCAGUAUCUACUUCUUAGAUGAAUUCCCAGUUCUAACCCAGACCUGCUUUGCGAUACAGGGAAAGUCAUCAAAUCCAGCCCCAGAUUAGGUCAUGAAUCGGAUGAAGGAACAGAUCAUUACUGUGCUUUUGUUUGUACUUCUGUUGGCCUCCACCUGCACAUCAGUUCAGUGACUGUCACUGCACUGGGGAGGUGGGAGUCAGGAUGUUCAUAUCCAGCUACUUCUGCCUGUUCUCAUGUGCAGGUGGGGAGGAGAGGCCUCAAGGUGACUCUGCCACCCACUGGGGCAAACGGAGGAAUUGCAGAGAAGGGCACACUGCUUUUUUUGUCCUCACCUUCUCUACGUGGAUGUCCAGGGUGGAUUCCUGACUUGACUCUCUGCCCAGUUUCGCUAUCUGUAAAAUGGGGAAAUAAUUCCUACCUCAUCAGGAUGUUGCAAGAACUAUGUAAGUCAUUUAGAAAAUGCUUUAGAAAUGGAAAACGUUCUACAGUUGGCAUUCUACUGCUGGAAGUAAAUUGUCUUGGGUUCGGGUUGUGUUUUUUUUUCUCCUUCCAGAUUCAAGCCCUGAAUGCACAAAUAAGUGAGAAUUAGUUGUCAUUCCAGUGGCCUGAAAAAGUAGGGCUUAUAACUAUAACUCAUCUUUUAAAAUAAACUACACAGCCAGGUUUGUUAAAGACUUCACCAAAAGGUAAAAUUUUAAUCCUAAGUGUCAUGUUAAAAUGGGCAGAAAGGAAGAAUUUUCAUAUUUUCAGAUUUGUACUCUAUGCUUUAGAGGGUACAGCAUAGUUCUGUGGUGAUUUAGUUUUAAGGUAUUGUCAGCAGAAAAGCUGUAAUUGUAUUCCUGGAAGGAUCAUAGGUAAAAUUGACUAUAUACCAUCAGGAUUUCAAUUUUUUUUUUAAUAUAUAUAUCUUUUUUAAAUUAAUUGUAUUAUUCCAAGCCAUGUUUUGAAUUUUAAUAGGUAAGGUGUUUUUCCAUCACCUUUCUUUUGUGAUGGCAGUUGCUAUUGAUUGUAUCCAUCGGUGUGUCUGGAUACAUCUGAGAGUCAAAGAGACAUUGGUUUGGAAGACGCUGAAUGCAUCUGUGAUCGAUUGAUGAUUUUUUUUCUUUUUUUUUUUUUAUCAAUUCCCUCUCAUUGAGAUAACAGGUUUGUUAAAGGCAAUUGAUUAGUUCCCAAAGCUAAAAGGGAAAAGUUGCAGAUGGUUGUUUUGAUUUACUUAGGUCAGCGGUAACUGUAACCAGUUUAUUAAUUAAUAUAUUAAUAUUUGAGAGCUCACAUUAUUAGAACUUUCAAUCCUGUUAUAUUAAUUGCAUUCCACAUAUAAGGUUGUCAGGGAUAGUGUAAUUGCGGAAAUAUUAUUUUGUAUCAACAACUUGGCUCAUUUGACAAUUGAAAGGCCAAGCUCUCUUGAGAGCUAGGGUCUGUUUAAUGAUAUAUUUUAAAGUUAUGUUAGUAUUCAUGCUUAAAAAAGCAGGAAUAUCUUUUUUUUUUUUUUUAGUAUAGUUUACAACAAUGUGUAACAUUGUUGUCAUGCAUUUAGAGCAUUAUUUUUAAUUUAGCGUCCUAUUGAGAUGAUGGUUUUGUUAAUUCCUUUUAGAAAGUGUUCAUUUCCAUUCUUCUUUGUGAUGGUCCAUUUCUGUUUAUAAAAAGUAGUUUAAGCAAAAGUAUAUGUAGAAGUACACAUUUUUUAUUUAUGACCACCCCAUCACACAUAAAUUUUAUAAAAUUAAAUGAUAAUUUUAUACCAUGUUUCUGUUAUAAAUAAGAUGCAAGCAUAGGUUGUGUUAAAGUAAAAUUGUUUUUCCCCCUUUUUUUUCUUCAGUGAGUAAAUUGCUCUUAUCAAUUCUUUGAACAAUAAUUGAUUAGCAUAAAAAAGAGAAGUACAGUAAAGUAAAAAGUACUUAAGAGAAUAUAAGUAUUUCUUAAAAAUUGGUUAUAGGCUUUUUAGAUUUUAUUUUAUUUGCAGGUCUUGUUUGCAUUCUAGAGUUGUCUUUCCUUUUAGACAGGAAGAAGAAAUUAGUUAAAUCAUUUUAAUAAAUCCAAAGUCUUCUGCGGAAGAAUUGGAAAGUUAAUACAUAUUUAUGUAACUUCAGAUAUGCAUAAAUCCUGGUAUCUACUUCCAAGUUGAAUUGGUUGAAUUUUUAAAUUUUUUUUUAAUUGAAAUAAAGUUAUAUAUUCAUAAGGGAAAAGAUUUUUCCACCCUAUUCUCUUAUUUAGUAAAGGGAAAAGAAGAGGAAAAGUGAACUAAUAAAAUUUUAAACUAACAAUACAUAAAAUGGUUUGUUUUACAUAACUUGGUUAAUAGGUGGUCUUCCAACAAAUAGUUCUUGAUGAAAACACAAACAAAUUAGAAGAAUUAGUAAACUAAUAAUCUAAGUAAUUUUUAAAAUUUCAUCGGUCUCGGGCAGUUCUGAUUCACUCGUAUCUUGUUCCUUUAAAAAGAUAAGGUGAAAAUUCGGCCUACUAUAAAUUAAUCAUUAAAAAAAAAAAAAACAACCGAAGGAAUAAUUCAUUAAGUGUUGACUUAGCUUCUGUGUAUUACAAAAGUUAAUAGAAUUUAAGAGAAGUUUGAUGGCAGUCUCUUCACUCAAUUGUUAGUGUAUGUGUGUGUGUGCUGCAUUCCCAGAGAAAGAGGAAAA
Messenger RNA from Empidonax traillii (willow flycatcher), 5887 nucleotides. RefSeq names its product cadherin 6 (gene CDH6). Gene Ontology annotation, cellular component: adherens junction; plasma membrane; catenin complex. The transcript has 11 exons. NCBI's taxonomy places the organism in Eukaryota, Metazoa, Chordata, Aves, Passeriformes, Tyrannidae. Gene Ontology annotation, molecular function: calcium ion binding; cadherin binding. Gene Ontology annotation, biological process: multicellular organism development; homophilic cell-cell adhesion; adherens junction organization. The coding region runs from base 130 to 2505 and encodes 791 amino acids. The record is from RefSeq and is a predicted model, not a curated record.